AGACCUCAGCUGUCUGCAGGAGCAGAUUUCUUCGUCUAUAUCCGCCGCAGACACUUGAUCCGCAUCCGCAUCAUGAGACUGGAAGUGUUUUUGGUCUUUUUCUUGGCGCCAUUGUGCUUGGCCAAAAAUGACACUACUGCACAACGAUCCCCACGCACACCGCAGGGGCACGUUCAGUACAGCGAACCUGAUGGUUACAAAAUCAGCUGGAAGCUUUUCUCACCUUACACUCAAUGGAAGUCUUACUUGGAGAAUCCUGAACCUCAAGAAAAGACUGAACAGGUUGAAACAGUGUCGCAGCCUAAAACGGCUACACCUCAGGAACUAGCACCAGUAGAAAAGCAGCAACCGCAACAAGAGCAACAACAACUGCAGCAACAGCAACCUCAAAUUGAGCAGCCUGUUGAUUAUCAGCCUUAUGCGAUGGUGCCACCUCAUAUAAAACAACUCAUCUUUAAAAUGUAUGAACCUCAAGGUCCUUAUGUUGAUCCUAGUGUCUACAUUUACCAUACUCCGUAUGUGUCCAAAAGCGAAGAUCAGAAUAAAUCAACCCAAUCGCAAUCGGUAUCAGAUAAACCUGAACAAAAAGCUGGUAAGAGUGAGGAAACAGUUUCCCAGGAAACAGAAAAGGAUAAACAGGCUGCUCAACAAAAAGUUGAUGAUUAUCACCAAGCAACUCAUCAGGAAGAUACCAGUCAUCAAGCACCAUUACAACAGAGAACUACUCCUUUGUAUCAUCAGCAACAAUUCCAAGAGGACGCUCCUAUGUACCAUCAACCAAAUUCACAACUCGUAUAUGAUAAAUAUCCAGUAAAAGAAGGUGAUGUCGAAUAUAGAAAAGAGACAUCUGAAUCUAAACCGGCUCAAGAAGAAUCUGUACCACAACAAACAUCACCUCAAUCUGAGGUUUCAGCUAAAACUACUCAAUAUGCUCUACACACUGAAGAAAAUAAUAUGCCGUCUUUACUGCAGCAAUUGCUACAUCUACAAGCUCAGAUUCCGUAUUACGUGAUUGCUAACAGAAUAGCUUCUAAACCAAUAAAUAUGUUUAUACCAAAACCCAUUUAUGAAGAUGAAAACGGAUCCUAUGCAUAUCGUAGUCAAGUUUAUUAUUUGCUAAAUGAUCCUGUAGAACAGGAAGAUAAAUCGGCUAAACGUGCAAAGCAAGAUCAGCGUCCUUAGUAUCCUAAAAUGUAUAUUGUACAUAUGCAUAAAUUUUCUAGGCGAAAGUAAUCUUAAAACAAGUUAACAAUUUUGAUAUAAGCUAGACCUCAUUUUCAGAUUUAUAUAAUGGAAAGUGCAACAUUGACAACACCAAAUAUAAAUACAAGGUGGCGUUUUCUUAUUGAGUACAUCUUAUUAAUGUAAUUAUUACUUGUAAAUGUCGUAAUUGCCCCCUUACAUGGUUGACUUCGUGCGAUAAUUGCAUUUGAAAUAAAGUACCAAUUGACUAAAAA
Messenger RNA from Belonocnema kinseyi, 1457 nucleotides. Its product is annotated as myb-like protein Q. The transcript has 3 exons. The coding region runs from base 73 to 1182 and encodes 369 amino acids. The record is from RefSeq and is a predicted model, not a curated record. Lineage: Eukaryota; Metazoa; Arthropoda; Insecta; Hymenoptera; Cynipidae.